UGGCUGUGGUCAUCCUAGGCUGCAGAGCUCCGAACGAUGUUGCAUUACCGAUGAUGAUUAGACGAGUGGAAUUAGGAGUUAAGAUCUACAAGGAUUUUCAAGUGUCGUCUGUCGAACAUCGCAACUGGAAACUGAUAUUGACAGGCUACAAGGGCAGCGGUCAGACACUCAGUGAAGCUGCAGUGAUGAAAGUGCUCGCCUUAGAAAACGGCAUAGACGAAGAGAAUGUUCUUCUCGAAGAAAGAGCACGCUCGACAGUAGAGAACGCCUACUUCACCAAACUGAUGAUUGACGAAUUGGAUAUCAAUGAAAUUCACGUCGUUUCGUCAGAAUUCCACAUUCCACGAAGCAAAGUGAUUUUUGAUACGUUCUUCCACGAACCGACGUAUACCGCUCAUUAUCACGGCGCUCUCGAUAGCGAGCAGACAAAAGAAGAAAGAAAGAAGAAAGAGGAAUACGAGAUGAGCAUGCUACAUCACAACAUUCACCUCUGCAUCACUGAUUACGGAUCUAGAAAGAAACUGUUGAUUUUCAAAUCUGCUAUGUUUUCUAUUGAGGGAUUGGUUCAUGGGUUUACAAGUAGAGAAGGUGGUGUGUCUCGUUACAAACCCUUGGCUUCGUUGAAUCUUCAUUUUAACCCCAGACGCAGAGAUCCGAAAGUGUGUGUUCGUGAGAACUAUCGAAGGAUAGCUGCUGCUAUGGAGCUUAACGUGGACGCCUUUCAUAAUCCGCAGGCUGUACACGGAAGAGAUAUCUGGGUUAUCGGUGAUUCGCAGCCAAAUUCUUAUGAUGGCAUUGUAACGGAUCGCCUUGGAGUCGUCAUUACUGCUCCUGGUGCAGACUGCAUGCCCGUCUUGUUGUGUGAUCCGGUUCGUCGUGUGAUAGGUGCCUGCCAUUCCGGAUGGCGAGGGACCGUGCUGCAGAUUGCUUCUCAUGCUGUUGAAAUAAUGAAAACAAGGUUUGGUUGCAAUCCGACUGAUAUCAAGGUGGCUGUCGGGCCCUCAAUCGGUCCGUGUUGUUUCGAAGUUGACAAAGAUGUCGAACAACAGUUUGACAAUGCAUUCGUCAUUCGACGGCCUCAACGGGCUAAAGCGCAUGUCGACCUAUGGGGUUGUCUUUACGUCUCUUUACAAGCAAGUGGCAUUCUUGCAGAAAAUCUCGAUGUGCCACAACCGUGGAAGAAAACACAAGGACAGUUUACUUCUACUGUAACAUACUGCACAAUGUGUGAUCCUGAUGAUAGGUUCUUCUCUCAUCGUCGUCAUGGUCUCCAAUUCGGAACACAGCGUGGCAUUCUCAUGAUGAAAUAGUAGGUACUACUAUGUAGUUGCUUGAUGCAAUUGAUAUUGGCUGUGUAGGCAUGUCCACGUAGGUGGUUCAAGUCAACAGUCUGUUUCUUGUGAGACAACCGUCAUAAGUUUGUGGCAGAUUAAACUAACAGCACACUGGGCCCAUCCAUACCUGCAAUACAUUACCGAAACUUGAAGAUACACACAUCCUCUGUUGAUUACACCUCCUUAAGGCAUUGGGACCAAUGAAACAAGUGUUAGCCAGUAUCCUGUAGAGAUCGUUUCUGCUGCUCCAACUGUUGCCUGUAAGUGACAUUAUUAAUUAA
Corticium candelabrum is the source of this 1615-nucleotide messenger RNA. Its product is annotated as purine nucleoside phosphorylase LACC1-like. Bases 51 to 1310 code for a protein of 419 amino acids. NCBI's taxonomy places the organism in Eukaryota, Metazoa, Porifera, Homoscleromorpha, Homosclerophorida, Plakinidae. The record is from RefSeq and is a predicted model, not a curated record. The transcript has 2 exons. Gene Ontology annotation, molecular function: copper ion binding.